Messenger RNA from Laccaria bicolor S238N-H82, 444 nucleotides. RefSeq lists its product as uncharacterized. The transcript has a single exon. Lineage: Eukaryota; Fungi; Basidiomycota; Agaricomycetes; Agaricales; Hydnangiaceae. The record is from RefSeq and is a predicted model, not a curated record. The coding region runs from base 1 to 444 and encodes 147 amino acids.
AUGGAACAACAGAUACGUGAUGCUCUCUCUCUCCCUGAACCUGUUAUCUCUGCCUCCUCCCUCGUGAAUGUCAUCAAACAACCCACAGCGGAAACCGUCGCAUGGCUUGCAGAGUUGUACGAGUCCCUCGCCACCGAAAACCCCUCCCGAGUUGAAGCACUUGCCGAAUCUCUUGUCCUCCUUCGUGACUCCCCAGACAUCCCAACCAUUGCGAAAAACGAAACCCAUAUCAAGAAUCCAGUCCUCAACCUGUUUCUGUAUGAAGUCCUAUCCGCCGCGGUAUCAGGGCCGAGGUCAGACCUCGUCGCCAUUGCACCUACAAAUGAGUCGUUCCUUGUCGGAUCCGUCAUUUCCACCACAGCAACGAAACACGGCUUGUGCACCUCUGCAGCGCGGAUCGGUGCCAUCGCUCGGGGGAUACACUUCCCCGGCUCCGAGUAUUAA